Molecule: messenger RNA, 2595 nt
Organism: Equus caballus (horse)
Lineage: Eukaryota; Metazoa; Chordata; Mammalia; Perissodactyla; Equidae
Gene: CERKL
Product: ceramide kinase like
Biological process (GO): sphingolipid metabolic process; phosphorylation
Molecular function (GO): lipid kinase activity
Source: RefSeq, a predicted model, not a curated record
CUGCGAGCGGUUGCUGUGGCAGCGCCGGACGCAGCUAGAGCCGUGGCUGCCGCGGCCUCCGCCGCCUCCUCCAAAAGCCUGCCCCGACCCCUGGCUCGGGCCCCGCUUGCGGUUCCGCCAUGCCCUGGGGGAGGCGUGGCGGCAGGGUGAGCGCCCUGGAGGGCGGCCCGGAGGAAGAGGCGCCCCCGGUGGCGGCUGCUGUGCCCUCGGUGUUGUGGGCGUCCCGGCUGCAGCCAGAGGCUGCGGCCGAGCAGAUUCUGCUCCGGGGCAUCUUCGAGAUCGGGAGGGACAGCUGCGACGUGGUGCUGAGCGAGCGGGCCCUGAGGUGGCGGCCCAUCCAGCCCGAGCGCCCCGCAGGUGAUUUCCAGUAUGAUUUACUAUGUAAAGAAGAGUUUAUUGAACUCAAGGACAUAUUCUCUGUCAAACUGAAACGACGUUAUUCUGCAAAACAGCAGGGAAGUGGUACUUUAUUAGGUAUCACACUCUUCAUAUGUUUGAAAAAGGAACAAAAUAAAUUACAAGAUUCUACACUUGAUCUUAUUAAUUUAAGUGAAGACCACUGUGAUAUAUGGUUUAGACAGUUCAAGAAAAUUUUGGCAGGUUUUUCAAAUAGACCAAAGUCGUUAAAAAUACUCCUUAACCCCCAAAGCCACAAAAAAGAAGCUACUCAGGUCUAUUACAAGAAGGUUGAACCACUGUUGAAGAUUGCAGGAAUAAAGACUGAUGUGACAAUAACAGAAUAUGAAGGGCAUGCUCUGUCACUCCUGAAGGAAUGUGAACUACAGGGAUUUGAUGGCGUCGUGUGUGUUGGUGGAGAUGGAUCGGCCAGUGAAGUAGCCCACGCUUUGCUUCUCAGAGCCCAGAAGGACGCUGGGGUGGAAGCAGACAGCAUCCUGACUCCUGUCCAAGCACAGCUUCCACUUGGUGUAAUACCAGCAGGCUCCACUAACGUAUUGGCACAUUCUCUUCAUGGAGUCCCUCACGUGGUAACUGCAACUUUGCACAUUAUAAUGGGGCAUGUACAACCGGUCGAUGUCUGCAGCUUCAGCACCAUUGGCAAGCUUCUUCGCUUUGGGUUCUCAGCCAUGUUUGGCUUUGGUGGAAGAACUUUGGCUCUGGCAGAAAAGCAUCGAUGGAUGUCCCCUAACCAGCGAAGGGAUUUUGCUGUAAUUAAGGCAUUGGCAAAACUUAAGCCAGAGGACUGUGAAAUAUCAUUUUUGCCAUUUAAAAGCUCUCAGGAUUUACAAGAAAGGAGGGCACAGGAAUCUCCCAAAUCUGACUGUAAUGAACAGUGGCAAAUGAUCCAGGGUCAGUUCUUGAAUAUCAGCAUUAUGGCAAUUCCUUGCCUGUGUUCAGUGGCACCUAGAGGCUUGGCACCUAAUACCAGAUUAAAUAAUGGAAGUAUGGCUCUUAUUAUUGCACGAAACACUUCUCGACCAGAAUUUAUAAAACACCUGAAAAGAUAUGCCAGUCUUAAAAAUCAGUUCAAUUUUCCAUUCAUUGAGACUUACACUGUUGAAGAAGUAAAAGUUCACCCGAGGAAUAAUACCAGUGCACAUAAUCCAGAGGAGGAGGAGCGACCGCAUGAAACUGCUUCAGAAAACAGUUUUCCUUGGAAUGUAGAUGGCGAUUUAAUGGAAGUUGCAUCAGAGGUCCAUGUUAGAUUGCACCCAAGACUUAUCAAUCUUUAUGGAGGAAGCAUGGAAGAAAUGAAUGAUUCCAAAGCAACAUGUAAUUGUUUAUGAAAGAAAUAUGCAAACUGGAAUUUUAAUAUGAAGGAAUAUAGUCAUGCUUUAAACAGGUAUCCUGAUAGGAAAAAAAAUUUUAGAAAAAUUAAAAUUGCUAUUUUUGAUGUUACUUAAAAGAUAUAUGAAAUAUACCAAAAACAAAUUUUGGUUUUUUAGAAGGUAUUUAUUAGAACUGAAAGUAAACAUUGCAGGUACUUAAAAUUUAAACAUCAGUAUAUCAAUUUUAACUAGAUAAUUCCAAAGUGAAAUAAUUUGGAUUUUUUGAUUUUUCAGGAUUUGAGUCUUUCAAUUCUAAUGUUAAGUUUCCUAUGGCCUGGUACAGACAAACCACAAGUUCACAUAAGAAUGCCCUGAUUUUCCUGGGGAGGUGCCAAUCCAGUGAGGUUAAAUUUCAAAAUUACACAGCUAGUUAAUGAUAUAACCAGAAAUAGAACUAUUUUUUUUUUCAAAAUCUCUCCAAUACCUAGACUACUUGCCCAAAAAGAAACCCAAUCUUUUUUUUUUAAAAGUUAUGGUUCCAAUUUUGUGAAUCUUCUCUGAAAGUUGAUUUUCUUAAAGUGGUAGGGUUUUAAAAUUCAUAAUACAGGUAAUUUAAGACUUUAUAACAAAUUUUAUUUUAAACUGUGCAAAAUAUCUAACUGGGCAGAAUCUGGCCUAAUUGGGAGCUGUGUUCCUCUUGCUCCUGAAAGUCAUGUUAUCCAGCAAUCUGAAAUGCCAUCAUUUCUGAAUAAGAAAGAACUAAUGUUCCUCAGGGAUCAUCUUUGAGAAAGCGAUUCUGAAUUUGGGUUUGAUUUUCUACCAUGGAUCCUACUAUUUGGUUUUUUGUAAUUAAAAACAUGAAAAUAUC